This is a messenger RNA of Rana temporaria (common frog), 1607 nucleotides long. It is a transcript of the gene LENG9, whose product is annotated as leukocyte receptor cluster member 9. Bases 115 to 1389 code for a protein of 424 amino acids. The transcript is spliced from 2 exons. NCBI's taxonomy places the organism in Eukaryota, Metazoa, Chordata, Amphibia, Anura, Ranidae. Gene Ontology annotation, molecular function: metal ion binding. The record is from RefSeq and is a predicted model, not a curated record.
CACAGUGACUUCAACUCCAGUACAAAGUAUCAGAUCAGAAGGUGUGGGGAAGAAGCACAGGAGGAAGCUUCAGAAAUCUCUCUAAAUCAGUGGCUCCUGAGACCUUCACUAAAAAUGGAGGGAAGUGAUUGUGAUGCUGAUGCCAAAAUGGAAGAAGAGACCUCACAGAAUGAAACAGAAGAACCUGAAAAGGAGUCAUCUGAUGACACAGUAUGCCAAUUUUUUCUUGCAGGAACAUGUAGAUUUGGCGACAGAUGCCGAAACACUCAUAUCGCUGCAUCUGAUGCUUCUGAACAACCUACUGCUAAUAAAGACAACGUAAGCAAAGACAAGAGCCACAGUAAACGAAUAGGAAAAAAGCCUCCUAUGAAGACAGCCAGUGAUGUCAUCUCCAGAAUCCAAUGGGACCCACAUUUACCCAAGGAGCAUUUUUUAAUUGGUUAUCUUGAUAGAUUUGUGGGGGUAAUUGAAAAACCAUUCUCAGAGUUUUGUUGGGAAGAUUUAGCUUCAGCUGGGAUAGAUGUCCUUGCCAUACCUAAACACCGCAUCCAGUACUUUAAAUAUCAAGAACUGGUGGUCUGGGACAAAACGAAUCGCACAGAUAAUGUGUUUGGUUCAACAGGAAGCGGAUUGACAAUCUUAGACGUAAUUGCACAGCACGAAACUCUGGUACAAACAGAACAGAAUGAUAAGGAAGAGAUGAAACAAGUGGCCCUUGAUUUGUCGGAUGAAGAAGAAGACUGCGAGAAUAGUACCCAAGAUUAUCAUUUGCAGAAACAAAGCACUAAAAAAGUAAGGCCUACUCACUUUAUAGCAGUCCGUAUUAGCAGCGAAGAAGUGAGAAGCACUGUAAAAGAGGUACAAGAUGUUCUGAUAAAACAUAACACAGAAAUAGCACCAUUCCUUACUCCUCUGCCAGAACUUCAUUUAACAUUGUGCCUUUUGCAUUUGGUCACUUCAGAUGAAAUGGAAAUUGUUCAUACUGUCCUUCAAGAAAUUAGGACUGAAAUUCAGAGGAUCCUUUCUCCAAGCUUCAUUUUAAGCUUCGAUGGACUGAAAGAUUUUCAUUCACGUGUGCUCUAUUUGGCACCCAUGUUUGUACCAGGACUGUCAAGCUUUGUGGAAAAUCUAAACCAAAGGUUUCGCAGCAAUGGCUUAGUAGUCAUAGAUCCACCAACUCCCUCCAGCUUCCAUCUGACCAUAGCUAAAGUACCUAGAAGUUUGGCCAGUAAAAAUCCCAGCCUCCGUUUCCUACCAGAGGUUUACAACAAUAUCCAGAUUACUCAUUUCGGGGCACAACAUAUUGACACCGUUAGCUUUUGCCAUGCCAGGAGUUCAAGAUGUACUGAUGGAUUUUAUACAACACUUCUAGAACUGCCACUGUACUAAUACAUAUGGCUGUACACUAAACAAUCUGGCUAAUUUGUUUUAUAAAAGAAUAACAGAAAAGUCUGUUGGGAGCAGCAACCAAUUGGUUUCCAGCUGUUCUUUUUAGAAUAAAAAAUGGAGAUCUGCUUUGGAUAAUAGUCUUAUUUUCUUUUACUCCUAGGUGUUCAAAAUAAAAAGCCUCUGAUUCUGACAACUGUGCAAUAAAUGUUAAAACCUUA